UGUAAUAGAGAUAGGAUUUUGAGUGACAGAAAAUCCACCUAUUGCAAAAUGUCAACAAACCAGACGCUUUUACGGUUUUAAAAAGUCAGACCCAAAAGGAUGGUUUACAACGAAUCAGCGGAAUGUCCUUUAUUUCCAGACAAUCCUGGACACUGCGAUGCUCUCAUUCAUGUAAGGCGAGGCAUAGCUUCCAUUUCUCUGAUAGGAUGUUUAUUUAUGAUCAUUGUGAUAUGGCUCUUCAGAAAACAUGCUGCAUUUUCACAGAGACUGAUCUUGUAUCUGAGUAUUGCCGCUUUCUUUGACAGUAUAGCUUAUUUAAUGGGAGAUAUACGCCCAGAUGGACCCAUGUGUGAUUUUCAAGCCUGGUGGUUAAGUUACUUUGACUGGUGUGUGUUGGUUUGGGUGUGUAUAAUCACAUUCAAUUUAUUUAUGAAUGUAGUAAAAACCAGAAAUAUAGAGAAGUUUGAAAUACUGUUCCAUAUCCUAGGAUGGAUUGUUCCUGCUGUUAUUUCGUUCCUACCAUUUGCUGGGAACCAUUAUGGACCAGCAGGUGCUUGGUGCUGGAUUGUAAAUGAUCUUGGUUGGAGAUUUGGAGUAUGGUAUGGACCGUUAUUUAUAGCCAUUACAGUAUUGGUUGUGACCUAUAUUUACAUCAUUGUCACACUGAAUAGAAGAUUGUCCACUUGGAAAGGUACAUAUGAUGCAGAUACCGAGAGACAGACAGUCAUGCUUAAAGAUGACAUCAAAUCUCUAAGAGCCUACCCAUUUAUAUAUUUGGCUGCCUCCAUAUUUCCUCUUAUAAACAGAAUACAGAAUGCUGCCUCACCAGAUGAGCCUGUUUUUGCUCUUGUCAUACUGGCCGCACUCACAGCUCCCUUGCAUGGUGCAAUGAAUGCCAUAGUAUUUGGAAUGGAUAGAGAAACAUUAAGGAAGCUCACCCCUACACAGAUCAAGAUGGCGUUUUUGAGCCACAGAGUAAAUCCUGGCAAAGUGAGGGAGUACCCGGUAGCAUCUUAUUUUACUUGUCCCGAGGAAAGCCCCUCCUCUCCUCUGAUGGAGGAUUCUGCUCAUAACAAGUUCUCAAGCAUGUCUCAGACCAGGAGUCAUUGAGUUGUUGUUCAGGUGGCUUUUAUGGCCAGAAUAACCAAAAAAGCUGCAAUACAGGAGCUUGAUUCAGCACCCAGUAUGUCGGGUGAAGAAAAUAGGCAGGAGGAAUGAAUCAAAAGGUUAUAUUAACUGGAGAUGGCGAUGUUUGUACCAGUGGAAGAAAGUGCGGGAAAUGGAGGAUUUUUAAUUAUCAACUUUGAGUAACAAUGAAAGCAGUCCAAGUGAUAAGCAGCAUUAUUAUAUGAUUGAAUAAUUCCUGUCUCUCUGGUUGGGUGAGAUCCAGCAAUGUAGAAAAAGUAAUAUGUUAUAUUCACCUGCAUGUGACCUUCCAGGUGAAUAUAAGGAUUUAUUUUCUCUACAUUGAUCUAAAAAAAAAAGAUCGGGAAAUUCCAAAUUGAUACAAAUAGUUUUAGAAAGUUAUUUCACCUGCUACCGAUUUUUGCUCAGGUGUACAUAACAUUAGGAAUAUAUAACUUGGGGUGAAAUGGGGUGCAUAGAACCCCCACCCCCUUCCCCCAAAUGAGAAUUUUUACUUCAAUUUAGAAUAAAACUAUUUUUUGAAAGGCUGUUCCCCUACAAAAGUGCUGAUUUUUUUUUCAACAGCUAAAGCAACUAAAGACAUUUAAAAUUAAUACCUGGUAAUGCUUUAUAUACACUGUUUUUCUCAUUGCAUUUGGCUAGUACUUCAGGAAAUGUAAACAAUAUGACAUGGACUGCUCACAUAAUCAUUGAAUCAUAUAAAAAAAAACAAUUACAUUGUUGUUUUAUCAGUCAAUACAAUGAUUUAGCCACCUUCAAAGUACAAUAAUUACCUCACUCAAAUAUUGAACUCUUUGGGUGGUUAAAUCAUUGUAUUGACCUAAAAAACAGCAAUAAAUGUAUAAUGUUUUCCAUGAUAAUUUUAUUUUUCUAUUUUCUCAACCUGAUUCAUGAACAAAUUAUAUAUACAGGUAGAGAUAAUUUUUGCCUUUUGUUUUUGUUGUUGUUGCUCUGUUACACUGUGAACAAAUAUAUAUAUGUAUAUUUAAUACAUUUUAAAUGUUGAACCCCCCACCCCCGAAAAAAAGUUAAAAAAUGCUCCUUUGUAAAAACCAAAAAUGAGUAUAUCAGACCCUACUGACCAAUUUCAAUAGAUAAAAUUUUUUUAGCUUAAUAUAUCAUAUUUUGUCAGUCUUUUAGAUUGUACAUAUAAACCCAUAGCCUUAUAACCAUCAAAGUAAAAUGAAUUUAAAUGUUUAAAA
Messenger RNA from Saccostrea cuccullata (small rock oyster), 2348 nucleotides. RefSeq lists its product as uncharacterized. Gene Ontology annotation, molecular function: G protein-coupled receptor activity. The transcript is spliced from 14 exons. The coding region runs from base 100 to 1110 and encodes 336 amino acids. The record is from RefSeq and is a predicted model, not a curated record. Gene Ontology annotation, biological process: cell surface receptor signaling pathway; adenylate cyclase-activating G protein-coupled receptor signaling pathway. Gene Ontology annotation, cellular component: plasma membrane. NCBI's taxonomy places the organism in Eukaryota, Metazoa, Mollusca, Bivalvia, Ostreida, Ostreidae.